UUGUCCUUGAGGCCCAGCUCGCUUUCUUGCCAGUUGCCACCUCAAGGCCUAUCGAUAGCCCGAUCCACGACUCACUCUGCAAACUGAAAGUCGUCUUCUACGUCCAUCUUCAACUUUCUUCUUCGAUCUUCGAUCUUCUGCUCUGCCCUGUCUGUGCCGGCAAGCUACUGUUGGCGAAUUGGGAGAGAAUGGACAGAGGGCAGAUUCUUCUGCUGGGGCUACCGCUGUUUCUGAUAUUCACGGACCUCGUCAAUCUAUUCUCUCCUCCGCCUCCUAAACCCUCGCAUCACCAUCAGCCUCCCCACCACCACCACCACCAUCCCCCACCGACUGAACCCGCGGGGUUCCCCACCCAGAAGCCAAGCGUCGUCGGAGGGAUAGGCCUUGGCAGCGUGGUCAACAUUGAAUUCUGUUCUUCCUGCUCCUACAGGGGAACUGCAGUUAACAUAAAGAAGAUGUUAGAGACUCAGUUUCCCGGAAUCGAUGUUGUUCUUGCAAACUACCCCCCUCCAUUCCCAAAGCGUGUGCUGUCUAAAUUGGUACCUGUUGUUCAGAUGGGGGUAUUUGCAAUAAUCAUGGCUGGUGAUCAUAUCUUCCCGAUGAUCGGGUUUGCAGUUCCUCCACCCUGGUAUUACUCUUUGCGUGCAAACAGGUUUGGAACCAUUGCCUCAACUUGGCUUCUAGGCAAUGUUGUCCAGUCAUUCUUGCAGAGCUCAGGGGCUUUUGAAGUUUACUGCAAUGAUGAGCUGGUUUUCUCUAAAUUGAAGGAGGGAAGGUUCCCUGGCGAAAUCGAAUUGAAAGAUCUUAUUGGGAGAAAACUGGCAAGUUCAAGAGUCAAAGACGGGUUUGGGGAAAUGUGGUCGUAGGUGUUUACGUGAACAUUUGUGUAGUUUCGGUUCAGUCAUGAAGGAUCCCGCACACGGUUUUUCAUUCAUUUUGUCCCUCCGCUGAACUGUCUUCUAUAGUGUAGAAACAAAACAAAGGUUGGAUAUUUCAUAAACCGUGCUUAAACUCUAUAAUCGUCGUACUUGGACGAUUCCUUGCCUGUAACUCUUGAUCUUACCUUUGUUGUACUCGGACUUCUUUUUGCCAUGUUUAUAAUCGUUAUGGAUGAAUCCUGUCAUCGAUGGACCAAUCCUCUUUUACCGAA
Punica granatum (pomegranate) is the source of this 1150-nucleotide messenger RNA. Lineage: Eukaryota; Viridiplantae; Streptophyta; Magnoliopsida; Myrtales; Lythraceae. The record is from RefSeq and is a predicted model, not a curated record.